AUGUCAUGCUCGCAGCUUGUGGUGGACCGCAUCGACCCCUUGGUCAACCCAGGUGUUUCUGGGUCUCCGCACCUUCACCAACUCGUCGGUGGUGACAGCUUGAGCGCCACCAUGGAUCCAGGCGAUGACCGUGCCGAACUUUCAACAUGCACCACAUGCACCUUAGUGGAUGACUUCUCCAACUACUGGACCGCCGUCAUGUAUUUCCGUGCAGGGAACGGAACGUACAAGCGUGUCAAGCAGGUCGGGGCUAUCGGCCACGAAAUGGCUCGCGGCGGGGGCAUAACCGUCUACUACGUCCCACCCCACAAAGACCCGACCAACAUUGUGGCAUUCAAGAAAGGGUUUCGGAUGCGCAACGGCGACCCCAACGCCCGCAAUGCCACAAGCGCCUCCCGGUACCAAGGCAUCGACUACACCUGUCUGAUUCGUGACGACACCCGCUACACCAACCGGUCAGCCACGUUCCCCGACCACAUGUGUCCGCAAGGCAUCCUCACCACCAUCUACUUCCCACCAUGCUGGGACGGCGUCGACCUCGACAGCCCCGACCACUACAGCCACGUCUCGUGGCCGGCCAACAACGGCGCGCCGUGCCCCGCAUCGCGCCCUGUCAAGAUCCCCCAGAUCAUCCUGGAGAUCCGGUGGGACACGCGCGAGUUUAAUAAGGCCGAGCUGUGGCCCCAAGACGGCAGCCAGCCGUUUGUCUGGAGCUUUGGCGACACGGUUGGGUACGGGCACCACGGCGACUACGUGUUUGGAUGGAGGGGUGACUCGUUGGCCAAGGCCUUCAGUGACGACCCCGGCUGUCUGGGCGAAGGCAACACGCUCUGCACUCCAGGGCCUCAAACUAUCCGCCAGGCAAACGAGUGCAUCCUUGAGCCAAGCGUCAGGGAGGAUGUAGAUGGUUGGCUGGAGAAGAUGCCUGUUGGUGUUGAAGCGGAUCCCUAA
This is a messenger RNA of Parathielavia appendiculata, 951 nucleotides long. RefSeq lists its product as uncharacterized. The record is from RefSeq and is a predicted model, not a curated record. The transcript has 2 exons. Lineage: Eukaryota; Fungi; Ascomycota; Sordariomycetes; Sordariales; Chaetomiaceae. The coding region runs from base 1 to 951 and encodes 316 amino acids.